UUUAGUGAUUAUUAACGACACGACGUUUUUCGUUUUUCCUAUGAGCGAGGCCACUUGAGCCAUAAAGACGAAUUCAAACCCUCGGUGGGAGGGUUUUAGCAAAAAAGUGUUGAAAUCGGAGAUUAGACAUGGCGACGGAAUCAUCGGAAUCGGAGGAAGAAGGGAAAAUCAGAGGCGGAAACGAUAAGCUAAUCGUGGACGACGAUCUGAGAGAGAUGGGCAAAAACGCAGCUUGGAGCGUCAGCUCUUGCAAGCCCGGCAAUGGCGUCAACACUCUCCGCGACGACAAUCUCGAGACCUAUUGGCAAUCAGAUGGUUUGCAACCACAUUUGAUCAACAUUCAGUUCCAGAAGAAAGUGAGAUUACAGUUAGUGGCUUUGUACGUUGACUUUAAGCUUGACGAGAGCUAUACGCCUAGUAAGAUCUCUGUUCGUGCUGGUGAUGGCUUUCAUAACUUAAAGGAGGUAAAAAGUGUUGAGCUUGUAAAGCCAUCUGGUUGGGUUAGCAUAUCUCUCUCUGGGACCGAUCCACGGGAAACAUUUGUGAAUACAUUCAUGUUGCAAAUAGCCAUGUUGUCAAAUCACCUCAACGGGAGAGAUACUCAUAUCCGUCAGAUCAAAGUUUAUGGCCCUAGACCGAAUCCUAUUCCGCGCCAACCAUUUCAGUUUACUUCAACGGAGUUUAUCACUUAUUCCACACUGAGAUGAGAGAGCUUUGGGCAGGACAAGUUUGAGACUGUUGAAGGUCACUGCCAUUGGAUCCCCGGGAAGACACUCUACUGUCACAUUAGGUUUUAAAAACUAUUAUAUGUUGUUGUGUUAUGGCCUCUGUUGAUAUAUUACGUUGGAUAUAACUUCAUUAAGCUUUUCCACCAAGAGCCCCAUCAAGUUUUUUUUU
Messenger RNA from Brassica rapa (field mustard), 897 nucleotides. Its product is annotated as anaphase-promoting complex subunit 10. Lineage: Eukaryota; Viridiplantae; Streptophyta; Magnoliopsida; Brassicales; Brassicaceae. The record is from RefSeq and is a predicted model, not a curated record. Gene Ontology annotation, cellular component: anaphase-promoting complex. Gene Ontology annotation, biological process: protein K11-linked ubiquitination; anaphase-promoting complex-dependent catabolic process.